This is a messenger RNA of Bombus pyrosoma, 5152 nucleotides long. It is a transcript of the gene Nup214, whose product is annotated as nuclear pore complex protein Nup214. Bases 218 to 5044 code for a protein of 1608 amino acids. Gene Ontology annotation, biological process: protein import into nucleus; RNA export from nucleus. Lineage: Eukaryota; Metazoa; Arthropoda; Insecta; Hymenoptera; Apidae. The transcript has 6 exons. Gene Ontology annotation, molecular function: protein binding; structural constituent of nuclear pore. Gene Ontology annotation, cellular component: nuclear pore. The record is from RefSeq and is a predicted model, not a curated record.
GUUUAAUUUAAAUAUUCCCAAACUUGUGUCUUGAUGCCGCUAGAGGGGCUAAAAGAUUCUUCCGUAAAAAACACGUGUACAAUCUUAAUCUACGUAAUCGAAGUUUAUGCAACUAUUGUUGCUUUCGUUUACUUUAAAUUUAAUCUUGUCAAGAAUCCGAAGAAAUUUAGUUCCUAUCGGAAUAAUUUUUAUGAAGACUGUUAUAAAAUAAUUAAACAUGAAAGCUGCGUCUGAUCCAAAGGACAUCCAGGACUUUCAAUUUAAACAGUCAAACACUUCCCAAAUUUUAGAUGCAUUCACAUCCACACCAACUGCAUGCAGUUUAUUGGCUGCAGAUAAAAGGAGGGGAUUGUUAUAUGCAGGACAAAAUAAUAAAAUAAUUAUAUUGAAACCAGGAGAAGACAGUGACCCAGAAUGGAAAAUAGAAUUUAAUGUGCCUCUAGUUGUGUCUAAACUGACACUUAAUUGCGAUUGUACCUAUCUAGCCGUGGCACAUGGACCUAUGGUUUUAAUUUAUGAUGCAGAGGCGCUUGCAAAGAAUAGUUUACAAUUACUGCAUAAAGUUAAAAUUUCUACAUUAAGCGGAGAUAUACUUGUGUAUGAUCUACGAUGGAAUCCCGCUAUACCGAGGAUGUUGUGUACAAUAGCUAGUGAUUAUACAAUUGGUAGUUUUAAAAUAAAAGAAAAGAAAAAGGCUACAACCGAACUGGACACUUUUGAACUGAAAGAAAAAUUGAACAAUGAACAUAUAAAUGCCUUAUGUGCAGCAUGGAGCCCUAAAGGAAAACAAAUUGUUGUGGGUUGUAAAAAUGGUAGUAUAGUACAACUUAAACCCGAUUUAAAAAUAGCAAGGACAAUUCCUGGCCCUAAUCCAUACAUUGGUGAAGUUAUUAGUAUUUUAUGGGUUAGCAAUUAUCAAUUUUGCGCUGCUUAUUUGGGUAAUGAGCAGGGAAUUAAUGUUCUUGUAAUUGAUGCCCCUAAAGGUGAAACAAAUGCUGUUUUUACUUGUUAUGAAGAUAUUACUUAUGGAAUAACAGAUUCGGAAGCAGAAGGAACAAUUCCUCGUUAUUACUUUGAUCAUGUACCAGAAUGGGGCUUAAUUAUUGCUGCUAGUAGCAACAGCAGUGAAAUAGCUAUAUUAGGAUCUACAGAUAAAGGUGUUACUUGGAAUCAGUGGCAAUUGGUAGAUAGUGGCAGAGCUGAAUUACCAUUGAUUCACACCACGGAAAGCUAUCCAGUAGGUUUAGCUAUUGAUAAAUCUCCAGUUAGAAAAUUACUAUGGGGGGCAGAUUCCACUUUGCCCCAUCCAGUUCCUAUACUUCACAUUCUUGCAACAUCUGGACAAUUAUGCAGCUUUCAUAUGGUGAAUCUAAGUCCCAAAUGUCCUUCUAUUAAUUCUCCACCUACAGAAAUUAUUGCAAUACCCCCGCAAACACAGUCAAACAUUAGUCCUGAAAAAUCUCUUAUUAUGAAUGGUGCUGCAACUAGUACACCAUUAGUUAAGCAACAAGAAAAUACUCUUGAACGUUCAAAACCUCUUUCUGCAGGAAAUAUUUUGAAUAAAUUUAUUCAAAAAUCUAGUUUCACAUUACCUCCGACUGAGAAACCACAGCAAGAGCAGAAACCUGAACAGAUCAGUACGGGGAUGAAAUUGGAACCAACUAAAGAAAUUCAACCUCAAGAAAUUGCAAAACCGGAUAUUAAAUUAACGUCAAUUAGAGAAACAAUUAUGCAAGAGUCUGUGGAACCAAAACCAUUUGUGGAUGAUGAUGCUAAAGAUAAUCAUGCAUAUAUAGAAGAACAUAAUUUGUUUGAGAAAGAAUUACGUAAAAGAUUAGAACCACAAACGUUAGAGUAUGAUACAGAAGAAGAACGUCAAAAACUUGUAGACACAUCUAUUGUGAUAGAUCAGUUUUUACGGGAAUUGAAAGAAACAACAAAUAGUUUAUCUAGCGACAUAGCAUAUUUGAAAGCGCUAUUAUUACAAUCAUUUGCUUGGGUUGAAGAAACAAAAUCAAAAAAUGCAGCAACUAACGAUAUCACCGCUAGAAAUUGUGGAGAUAACAAUAAAAUGUCUGAUCUACAAAAACUUUAUUAUUACACUCAAACGCAGCUAACUCAAGCUAGUAAAAUUUUAGACUUAGAAUGGUCAAAUCAUAGAUCUCGAGAAACGUCACGAAUGAAAAUACCUCAUUUAGAGUUUUUAUAUCAGAAUCUUAUAUUACACAGUAAAAUUAUACAAGAAGAAAAAAGCAGAAUGGAACACCUUAAAAAGCGAUGGAAAUUAAUUACUCGUAAUAAUAGUAUUUUUGGAUUAAAUCAUUCAUUAUCUAAUUUAACUAUGACAUCGUCAAAAUAUUCAACCAUUCUUCCAAGAAAUACAGGAAUCAUAGAAGCGCGAUGCAAGGCAAUUGCUUCUAAAACUUUGAGUUUUACUCAAGAAAAACAAAUUAAAUUGAGAGAACAUUUAUCUACUUCUACUCCAAGGAUUAUAAGACCUGUUAGUUCUUCAGAUAUUCAAAAUCGUUUGGAAGAAACUUUGUCCUCUUUAACUUCUCCAAACACUACCAGCAUUAAUAUAAAAAAUAAGGUUGAUCAAUCUGUUUCCAAACAAAAUACAAUUACUAAACAACAGAAUACAUAUAUUGAUCCUUUAGAUUCUAUGGCUAGCAUUGUAGCAGGAAUUGGUACAAAUGAAUGCAUAAGUGAAUCUAACAAUGUGUCAAUACAAAACAAAAUACAAAACAAACAACCUAGCUUUGGCAUUACUUUUCCUAUAUCUGGAAAUAAACCUGCACAAGCAGAGAAAAUAUCUAGUAUACCAACAACUACUGGUGUACCUCAAAGUACUAAAGCAAAACAAGAUACUAUUACAUUAAAUCAAAUGCAAUUACAUGUUCCUGCUCAUACUUCGUCUAACUUAAUAAAAGCUUUUCCUAAGGUUGAUACUACUACAUUUGAUACAUCAGUGCAAAAGUUAGAGGAAACUGCAGCACAAAAUCCAGCUGUCCAAUCAAUGUGGUUGCAUACUAUUAAAACAGAAAAUAACUUGUUUAAUGGUAGUUCAUUAAAAGAUGCAUUACCACCAGAGACUUCAUUAGAAAAAAUACAAACUAUUCCAAGUACCGGAGUGACAUUACCAGUGACAACAGCAGUAAAAACCAAAGCAGUAUCUACAUUUAGUUUUGCUACUCCAAUUACCAUCCCUGCACCAAUAAAGAGUACUACACAGAGUACAUUUGUUGUAUCACAAACAACGAGUGCACAAACAAUUUCUUUUGCUUCGAAAUCAUCAAACAUUAUUACUCCAUUUAAUUUAAAAAUGACAUCGCCAGCGACAAAAUCUCAAACACAAGAUGUAUUAAGUUUAACAGGGUCAUUUACAGGACUUCAGACAUCUAAUCAAGCACCUAGUAUAUCUACUAAUAAUAGUCCUAGUGCCGAUGGAAAAUAUAACUGCAAAGCUACGUUUGGAAGAUCUGACGUUAAUCAAAUUCUCUCACCUAACGAAAGUCAAAUUUCUGCACAACACAAUUCUGUUACAAUUGUAGAAGUACCUCAUACCGAAGCAACAACUUCUAGCCUUCCAACAAGUGCUGUACAAGAUUUACUUGUAUCUUCUACUACACCUUUGUUCAACAUUCUGAACAGUACAUCGAAUGUUUCUGUAUUUGAAGAAAUGCCAAAUUCUACUCCAACUACUUCAUCCAUGCCACUAUUUGGUGGUUUCUUCACAACAUCAAGUACAACAGCAAAUACAAUGACAACAACUUCUGCUACCAUCUCUCCUUUUCAAAGUACUUUAUCAAGACCUUUUGAGAAAGGUCCCAUUAUGUUACCUACAGCAAGCUCCGCCAAUGCUCCUACUACUAUUACUACUACUACUACUACUACUACUACUACUACUACUACUACUACUACUACUACUACUACUACUACUACUACAACUACUACUGCCAUUACCACUACUACUGUUAGUGCUGCUACUACUAGUACUCCUACUACUACCACUACUACUACUACUACUACUACUACUAUUGCUGCUGCUGCUGCUGUUGCUGCUCCUGCUGCUGCUACUACUACUACCACUAUUAUUACAGCAACAACAGCAACAACUACUACUACUCUUAUAACUGCUACUACUACUGCUACGUUACCUACACUUACAUUCGGAACUGUUGUAACAAGUACAGUUGCUCCAGUUUUUGGUAAACCUCCCCUUACAAUGAACUCUCAGUUUUCAAGUACGCCAGUAGUUCCUGCGACAGAUAAUACGUUUGGAAAACCAGCUACUACUACACCUCUUUUUAAGCCUUUUGAAAAUUCUCAGAGCACAUUUAUGUUUGACAAAACGACUAAAGUUUUAACGAACGUUUCGAUCUUCAGCGGAACUAAUACUAAUUCGAUCUUUGGUGGAAACACUCAAGUAUCCUCAUCAGGUUCUAUUUUCGGAGGAAAUACUUCCUCGAUAAAUACAUUCGGAACACCUCAAACGUUCGUCUUUGAUAAUAAUGCCCAGAAAUCUGACUCAAUAUUUGGUUCCACAUCAAACACGGGUUCUACAUCCUUUUUUGGUGGUGCAACAAACAAUGUCGCUCCAGCGUUUUCUUCAGCAGGAUCUCCAUCUGUAUUUGGUGGUAUUGCAGCUAAUACGUCGCCAAUGGGUGUAGAACAGCUUGUAUUAGGUGCACAAUCUAAUGCCUUUGGGCAAACACCUUCAUUUAAUGCUAAACCAGUAUUUGGAUCGCCACCAACGUUUGGAGCACCAAAACCAGUCUUUGGCACCGGUUUUGCGACAACAGCAUUUGGAGUCAAUACUAGUCCUCCAGCAUUUGGAAAUCCACCUACUAUGGGAGGAAGUCCCGCUCCAAUUGAUAACAGCAUGCCGAAAGUUUUUGGAAAUGUAAGUGGUGGUAGUAGCACAUUUGAAACUCUAGCGAGUCAAUCAGGUGGGCUUAGUUUCAGUAGCUUAGCACAAAAAACCACAGAUGUACCAAAAUCUCCAGUAUUUACUAGCGGAAGCUCUUUUUCCACUUGGCGGUAGUCAACAAAUAUCUAAAUUAAAUAAAGUAUCCAUAAUGAUAUAUUAUUUUUAUUAAAAAAAGAUAGACUUCUCUUACUCCUUCAGCCUGUUUAAAUCGUGUAUUUAUGA